This is a messenger RNA of Alosa alosa (allis shad), 5060 nucleotides long. RefSeq names its product ADAM metallopeptidase with thrombospondin type 1 motif, 2a (gene adamts2a). Gene Ontology annotation, molecular function: metalloendopeptidase activity. NCBI's taxonomy places the organism in Eukaryota, Metazoa, Chordata, Actinopteri, Clupeiformes, Clupeidae. The transcript has 22 exons. The record is from RefSeq and is a predicted model, not a curated record. Gene Ontology annotation, biological process: extracellular matrix organization; proteolysis. The coding region runs from base 28 to 4002 and encodes 1324 amino acids. Gene Ontology annotation, cellular component: extracellular matrix.
UGCGAUCUACCUCUCGUCGGACCUGACAUGGAUGUUAAGCUGGGAUAUGUUUUGUUUUUUGUUUUAUUGCGGUUACAACACACGAACGGUUUAUAUCUCACCAAUACAAAAGAGUCCCUCCAGCGUACGCUCAGGGAGUACAGCCUGGUGUAUCCGGUCAGCACGGAUGCCCAUGGGCGCUUCCUGGUGCACGCUGUCUCAGCCGACCAGCUCUGGGAGCAGCUGCCUGCGGUUGCCCAGCAACGGCGACGCAGGAGGCGCGAGGCCACGGAGGAGGAGGGGGGUCACCACGCGGCCGACCCCCCCGCCGGGCACGCGUCGAUGGAGACGCUCUUCUACAACGUGACCGUGUUUGGACGCGAACUCCACAUGCAGCUGCGCCUCAACUCGCGCCUGGUCGCCCCGGGGGCCACUGUGGAGUGGCGCGACGAUGAGCACGCUGCCAACGGGACGCGCUACGAGCCACUUCUGCCCAGCGACUGCUUUUACGUGGGGCACGUCACAAAUCUGCCCGACACGUCAGUGGCCAUCAGCAAUUGUGAUGGCUUGGCGGGGAUGAUCCGUGAUGGGCAGGAGGAGUAUUUCAUUGAGCCGCUGGAGAGAGGACGUUCGCUGACUGGAGAGGAACACGGAGGUCCUGGCCGCCAUCAUAUCGUGUACCGUGCCUCUGACAUCAACAGGCCGGAGGUUACUCCCGUAGCCAACUCUCACUCCGCAGGCCCUGACCUGAGUGGCGUGGGCGACCUGGAAGUGCUUUCCCGUGGCCUCCGCGAGCAGGUGAAUAAGACCAGGCGUGUGCGCCGGGCCGUGGAGGACGAAGUGUUCAACAUCGAAGUGCUCUUAACCGCUGACUUCUCCGUGGUCGAGUUCCACGGCAGGGAACACAUCCAGAAGUAUCUGCUGACCCUCAUGAACAUCGUGAAUGAGAUCUACCAAGAUCGAACUCUGGGUGCUCAUAUCAAUGUGGUUCUUGUCCGUAUUAUCAUUCUUGGCUACUCUCAGUCUGUGAGCCUGAUUGAGCUGGGGAACCCAUCCAGGAGCCUGGAGAAGGUGUGUCAGUGGGCUUUCCUGCAGCAGAAGCGCGACAAGAGUGAUGUGGAAUACCACGACCAUGCCAUCUUCCUCACACGUCAGGAGUUUGGCCCUACUGGCAUGCAGGGCUUCGCCCCUGUGACAGGGAUGUGCCACCCAGUGCGCAGCUGUACGCUCAACCACGAGGACGGCUUCUCCUCCGCCUUUGUGGUGGCGCAUGAGACUGGACAUGUGUUGGGUAUGGAGCAUGAUGGUGAGGGUAAUGACUGUGAGGAUGAGGUGCCCAUGGGCAGCAUCAUGGCGCCGCUGGUCCAGGCUGCCUUCCACCGCUUCCACUGGUCCCGCUGCAGCCGAGAGGAGCUCCACAAAUACCUGAACUCCUACAACUGUCUCCGGGACGACCCCUUCGACCACAACUGGGCCGAGGUUGGCCGGCCAGGUCUGCCUGGCCUCCAUUACUCCAUGAAUGACCAGUGCCGUUUCGACUUCGGGAUGGGCUUCCUCAUGUGCAGCGAGUACAGCACCUACGACCCGUGCAAGCAGCUGUGGUGCAGCCAUCCUGAGAACCCCUUCUUCUGCAAGACCAAGAAGGGCCCGCCCAUCGAUGGCACCAGGUGUGGAUCAGGCAAGCACUGCUUCAAAGGGCAUUGCAUCACUCUGACGCCAGACAUCUUGAGGCAGGAUGGGAGCUGGGGUCAGUGGAGCAAAUUUGGCUCGUGCUCACGCACCUGUGGGGGUGGCGUGCGAUUCCGCACUCGGCAGUGUGACAACCCGAUCCCUGCAAACGGAGGACGCACCUGCUAUGGCAACAGCUAUGAGUUUCAGCUCUGCAGCAUGGAUGGGUGCGCCAAAGCCUUCGCCGACUUCAGAGAGGAGCAGUGCAAGAUGUGGGAUCCCUACUUCAAGCACCAGAACACCCUGCACAACUGGUUACCGUACGAGCACCCCGACCCGGACGAGCGAUGCCAGCUGUACUGUCAGUCAAACGAGACCGGAGACGUGGUCCCGAUGAAGAGAAUGGUGCAUGAUGGGACUCGUUGCUCCUACAAGGAUCCCUACAGCAUCUGUGUGCGAGGAGAAUGUGAGAAAGUGGGCUGUGAUAAUAUCAUCGCCUCGGAGAUGGAGGAAGAUAAAUGUGGAGUGUGUGGAGGGGACAACUCCACCUGUAAAAUUGUUAAAGGCAACUUCACCCGGAGCACCAAGAAAGAGGGUUUCCUCAAGAUCCUGGAAAUUCCCCUGGGGGCCAGGCAUCUGCUGAUCCGAGAGUUCAAGGGGACCCCUCAUAUACUAGCGGUAAAGAAUCAGGCCACAGGGGAUAUCUUCCUGAACAACGACGACGACUUCCCUGAGACUCGGACUGUCAUAGAGAAAGGAGUGGAAUGGGAGUAUCGGAAUAAUGAUGACAUGGAAAUAGUGCAGACUUCAGGGCCUCUGAAAUACGCCGUCCUCAUAAUGGUUCGAUCAUAUGGUGUUUCCAAAGUCACUCUUUCGUACAAGUACAUCCUUCAUGAAGGGCUCCAGUCGUCCAUCGAGAACAACCUUCUCCUGGAGGACACGGCCUACUUUGAGUGGGCACUCAGGAAGUGGUCCCACUGCUCCAAACCCUGCGGUGGAGGCAAGCAGUACACGCGCUUCGGCUGCAGGAGAAAAGCAGACGGCAAGAUGGUCCACCGCACCUACUGUUCCAAUAUCCCCAAGCCCCGCGCCAUCGGCAGAGCAUGCAAUGUGAAGGAGUGUUCCCAACCAAUCUGGGAGAGUGGCGAGUGGGAGGAGUGCAGCCGGACGUGUGGAAAGACGGGCUACCAGGUGCGCAGCGUCCGCUGUGUGCAGCCCCAGGCUGACGGCUCGCGCCGCUUCAUCCACAGCAAGUUCUGCAAUGACGACCGGCCUGAGAGUAGACAGCCCUGCAACCGGCAGCUCUGCCCAGCACAGUGGAGGGCUGGACCCUGGUCCCUGUGUUCAGUGACCUGCGGGAAUGGGACGCAGGAGAGGCAGGUCCAGUGUAAUGAGGUGGUCAACGCAGAGGGCCAGUGCUUGGAUCCCAAACCAGACACCGUCCGACCCUGUCCUCCCGUCCCCUGCCCCAAUCACACAAGAAACUUCAUAAUCCAGUGGCUCUCCAGACCUGACCCCAAGGUUUCUGCGCCCAAGACCUCCUCAAGGCAGCCCUGUAAGGGGGACAAGUCUGUCUUCUGUCGGAUGGAGAUGCUGAGCAAGUACUGCUCCAAUCAAGUGUACAAGCAGAUGUGCUGCAAGGCCUGCAACGAGGCCAACUACACCACCACCAACUGGACGAGGCCAACAACCACCACCACGCCAGUUCCGCAGACCAGCCCGUUCACCACGUCCACCUUUCCGGCCUACGCGGAGGAUUAUUUUGAUCCCACUGAAGACUAUUUCCCCGAGGUCCCCAUCACCAGUGCCCACAGGACCACAGUGAGCGCCACUGACCUCUUCAGUACAGAGGUGCACACUACGCCGAGCCCUACAACCACUUAUGAGGAGACUACAUUUCCCAUCAGCACCGACACCGAAUGGGAUCCCGAAUGGGACUGCACCACUCCAGGGCCAAGAACGACUUCCUCAGCUCCCAGGUCCUACGUCCCCACAUCCUGGUUGGAUGUGGUCAGGUCCUGGAGUCCUACCACUAAGCCUGUACCUGUCACUGUCGAGUCCAGAGGCGACUCAAUCCCGCACCCUCACAAAAAUACCAGAUUGUUGGUCACAAGCGCACCCCCCACCACCCCUAUGCCCCCGAAAGCAGAGGAUAGGAGAGACAAUAACUCUGUCGACGUGUCAUACAAGAUUGUUGACGUCGACAACGAGGUCUCUCCGAAUGUCUUUCUUCUCAGGAAACGACCUCACCCAUCCCAAGAGAGAACACAUAAUAAACGGAUUCAGCAGCUUCUGGCAGAGAAAAGGAGACAGGACUUGUUCAAACGAUUGAGAAGGAGACCAGUGGUACAAUAGAUGUUUGCCAUUUUAUCACUUAGAGACUUUUUUUUCCAAAUUGUAGUCAUCGUGUCAAGAUCACAUUUCAGCUCUUUUGAGAAGAUCCGUCCAGUCUUAUGGCUGCUGUUGUUCGUUAGCCAACCGCUGGCCCAGCUAAAUCUAAUGACUGCAACAUGGUUGAAUUGAACAAGUUCUCAUUGAUAAUAAAGACAUGUUCACAUUAACAUUUACAGGUUAACAAUGUUUGAAGGGGAAAGCCAGCUUGCAAAUUGUGCACUUUUUUACCUUUUUUAUGGAUAUUUUGAAAUAUGCAACAACCCAUUCAGUCAGAAAGAGUAGUAAGAUUGUACAUGUUACUUAAAUUUUGACAGCACUAUACAGUCUAGUAAACACACAAUGCUCAUACAUAUAGUCUAGACACAGUGAAACACAUUUUGUCUCAUAUUGUUUUCAUUCAAUCCAAAAAGUUAAAUGUCCUAUGAUAGCUUUUUAUAAGCAAGGCUGCUUAUAUCCUGAAAACCCCAGAUCUUUGCUAUUGCGCCCUGUGGAAUGUUCUUUGCACAUCUUUCUUUGCUGCUUCUUGAUUAUAGUGUGAGUAGCUCAUCUGUGGUCUUGAGUUUUAUACUCUGGCAAAAAUCAGGUCCUCAUGAAAAUAUUGUAUUUGUUGACCAAAAUGUUCCCAAACACUGAGACAAUCUCCAAGCAACCCAAAAUGUGGUAUUAAUAAUUCAUUAGUUCACAAUGUUUAACAUCUUUUGUAAAAACGACUUGCCAUUGUUGACUUUGUACAUAUGGUUUAGAUUUUUAUUUUUAUAUUUAUUGAACUGUCUUUUGCGUUAUUUUCCCAUUAUCACUGCAGCUUACCUCAGAGUUUCCACUUUUGCUAUGAAACAGCGGAUUGCUUGAUACUUUUACUAUAUGCAGGUGCUUGCAGCAUGGGCAGCAUUUCAGCGCACCUACUGAGAGCAACAGACCAGAGCCCGAGACAAGUAUCUUUCACAGUACUCACGCCCUCUCUUAAAACAACAAAGAAGUGACUUUUUUAUAUUAAUUUAAUAAAUUUGCAAUUGAAAUAA